Daphnia pulex (common water flea) is the source of this 1332-nucleotide messenger RNA. RefSeq names its product putative ankyrin repeat protein RF_0381. NCBI's taxonomy places the organism in Eukaryota, Metazoa, Arthropoda, Branchiopoda, Diplostraca, Daphniidae. The record is from RefSeq and is a predicted model, not a curated record. Gene Ontology annotation, molecular function: protein binding. Bases 1 to 1332 code for a protein of 443 amino acids. The transcript has a single exon.
AUGAGUGCUACGAAAAGACUACUUAGUAAAAGUGUAGGCUCCGAGCCUUUAAACGGUGACAGUGUCUUGCAUAAACAUGCAAGAGCAAAUAGUGCAACGGGGAUCGGCGAGAACGCAGACAAGUGCGACGUCAACAUCAAAAACAAUAGACGGGAGACGCCGUUGAUCACAGCCGCACUACACUCCGCCUGCCGUGUCGUCGCAAAACUGGUCCAGCUGGGCGCCGAGGUAAACGAACGGGAUAUCCAAGGUAAUACAGCCCUACACUAUGCUAUUUUGAACGCGUCAGAGAAGACGGUAGUAAUCCUCUCCAUGUCGGGAGCGGACGUUACUAUCCAGAACUCUGACGGUCAAACGGCAAUUCAUUUGUUAGCGUUUUCAAGCGACAGUAAUCUAGCUAAGCACGUUUGCCACACAAGAAAUUCCAUUGCAAUGGACAUGAAGGACCAUGACGGACUUACCCCGUUUAUGGCCGCCGUCAUGAGAGGCAAUUUAAAAAUAAUACAAUAUUUUCUUUCUCUGGGCCAGGGCCCGGAAGAGCGUACAAAUGAGAACAAGAACCCUUUACAUCUAGCUGUAGAACUAAAAAACAUAAACGUAAUUAAACUCUUGGCCAAAUUACCCCACAUCAAUCUCGUAGACGACAGUGGCCACAGCGCGUUAGCACUAGCCAUCAGCCAGGGAAACGAAAUCGCAGUAGACAUCCUCCUGCUACAAGAGGCAGACGUAAAACAGAUAGAUAAUUCGGGUAAUUCAAUGUUACACAUUGCAUGUGCUGGGCCGUCGAUCCACAUUGCACGGCAUAUGUUGGAGCAUUUCACCGAUUUAGACGCGAAAAACCUGGCGGGGGAAACCCCAUUGCACCUUGCAUGCGCGUCAGGUAAUACAGCAAUAGCUCUUGAUAUUUGUACUAGGGGAGCCAGGGUAACGGCCCAAGAUAACAAACAGCGGACGCCGUUGAUGACUGCCAUCGUGUCAGGGAAUCAAGGGUCCGCGUUAACAAUUUUAAAAUGGGAAUUUGUAGUAAACACGGACUUGCUAGAGUUGACAGACGACAACAAUAUGAAUGCGUUACAGUAUUGCAUACUGUUUAACGACCAAAGUACGGCAGCGAGAAUAAGAACAAUAGAGUUAGCUUUAUUGAGCAACCGUCAAGUUACCCCGCCGACUAGGACAAUUUAUUUCAGGCCGGGAGAAGAAGAAAUUGCGAUAGAAUAUGAAACGGUUGAUCCAUUAGAAACACCCGGCCUAACCCUUUAUCUUAACGCAGGUGACACCUCGCCACCAAGUUACAUAACCACUGACCCCCUAGAGACCAGUGAAGACGAAUAG